This is a messenger RNA of Suillus plorans, 1429 nucleotides long. RefSeq lists its product as uncharacterized. The coding region runs from base 1 to 1224 and encodes 407 amino acids. The record is from RefSeq and is a predicted model, not a curated record. The transcript is spliced from 2 exons. Lineage: Eukaryota; Fungi; Basidiomycota; Agaricomycetes; Boletales; Suillaceae.
AUGACCUCGUUCAUCGGCCGUCUCCCUGUCUCUGUCGUCUUCGAUACUGAUUCGAGUCGUUGUUUUGUAUCUAUUCCAGUUGCUCAUGACCUCAGUCAUUCAGCGUCAGCACAUGGUUCUCGUUUCUCUGACAUUCUCACAGCUUCCUAUGAUGGCCGUGCGCUCACGACUGACAUUGAGUUUGAGGUCGCGCGCAGUCUUGAUUGUGAUGUUUUUUUUUUGAUUGGGAUGAAUUGGAUUGCUGCGUGGCACGCUGUUGGUCGGGAAGACGAGCAUCCUGCGCACAAUCCUUAUUCUCGCGGCGCAUCUGGAUUGCAAGGUGAUAGUACAUCGUGGUUGAAUCUUUUGUCUAUCGUGCAUGAUAUAUUUUUUGCAUCGUGUCGUUCGGGGGUCCGUUUGGGUCCCUUGUCGUCUGAAGUUGUGUUGCUUGAGCAGGCAUGUGCUCUGCACGGUUUAGACUUCAAGGGUUCAUAUUCCUUGCUCGAGUUGCGAAAAUCGUUGUUGCAACAUCUACUCCACGGGGAAUGCGUCAUUUCGGACACACGCUCCAAGCAUCGUGAUUACACUGCAUGUCGUGAGGUCGCGGCAGGGUUUGGCACGCCUUCGAAUUUAGUCGAGUUCAUACUGGACGAGUUGAUGUCAGCGGAUGCUUCUGUUAUAUCAGGCGGCGACCUUUGGUUUAUUGCGCAGAGUAUUUGUAACGAUUUAGAGUGCACUCACGCUCAAGAAUUACAUCCUAGGCAAGAAGCUAUCAGCAUUCUGAAAAUCUUUCGUAGCCGCAGCGCAUAUGAGCGCGUGUCUCAAACAUUCCAGUCGUUGUUUUCCAAGACAGAGCAUAUGUUCAAGCCUUCUUUGGAAGCUAUAGCGUCUUGGCACGGUUUGUGUUUUGUGGGUACGAAGGAUCAGUUGUUGGAUAGGAUUAUCGACCAUGUAUCGAGGGGUAAAUGUACACUCUAUGCGGCCGAUUCUCGUGUCGCUUGUGCUCAUAUCAGCGAUGAGUUGUGCACCGAGGAUGUUGAUGGCGAUGAUAUCAGGACUCAUAGUUCAAUAGACAGUUUGCAUAGUUCUCCUGACACGAGCCAAGAGGUUGUCAAUCUUCAAAUUCGUGUUUUAAGUUCGUUGCGCAAAACUAUCGCGUGUAAGCCUUUGAUUCGCUUAUUGCGAUUGGAUUUGAUGAAGGAGAAAGUCUUUCGCGCUUGCGCAAACGCCUUAAAACGUAUAUAGACGUUCUUGUCAAGGGUAAGCGAUCUCAGAAUGAAGGCGUUGCAAUGGAGAAGGAGCGGGCUCAAAUGAUGCGUCGGAUUGGCCUCGCAUUGUGUCAGCGGAAAGAAAAGCACGCGUGAUAGAGAUCUUUCGUGAACAAACCUCUUCAGAGGCGCUGGCUACUUUUGUUUGCUUUGCAUGUGCCGCUGAAAGCAAUCGCAAGGAC